UAUUAUUAUGAUGAUAAGUACCACACUGUCCUGCAUUUGUGGCCAUUGCAUUGUAUUGGGAGACGUGGCAAAUUGAGCAGCUAACGUUAGCUGCUAGCUAACGCAAGUCUCCAUUUGGUCUCCCUCCAACUGUGCUAAGCUAGCUAGUUAGCUCACGUUAACUAUUCUAUUCAUGUCUACAAAGUCACGUUCUUGACAUUGAGAUUACAGCAUUUCUUUCAAAGACUCGUUUUGAUCAGAGAUAUACUGUGUUUGAUAGAAUCUUAUGGACCACAGAGUGGUGGGCAACCAAUGUCUCCACCCCGGCUCACCGGCGCCCUGCGCUCCUUCUCUACUGUCAGCAAGCAGGAAGACUUCACUGAAGAAGUAUAUGAUCUGAAGACCAAGCGUCUGAAGAGGCAGGAGCUGUUCUCCAGAGAGGGCCUGACAUGGCAGAAGAUAGUCCAGUUCUUCACUCAGCACCUGGAGAAGGCAGAGCAGCAGGCUGCAGCACAGGAGCUGAAGAGCAUCCUACAGGCUGCCAAGCAGAUAGUGGGGACAGAGCAUGGCCAGGACACCAUUGAGAGUGCUGCUGUCUUCCUAUUUGAGACGUUCCACAACAAGGACCAUGUGGGUCACGAGGAGACGAGGGCCAUCAAGCAGAUGUUUGGGCCCUUCCCCUCCUCGGCAGCCGACGCCUCCUGUGCUGCUGUGUCCCGGGCUGUGGCCCCUCUGGGAGAGUCCCAGGUGGAGGAGUUUGUUCGUUCCCAGAGCUCCUGUCGCGCCCCUCAGCGCGGCUCGGCCUUCGGACGCAACAUCACCUUCUCCUAUGACUGCUACACCCUGGACCCCCAGGAGGCCCUGCCCUGGGCGGGGGACCCUGAAGACGAGACCCCUGGUGGAGGCCUGGACUUCCACAGCUUCCUCAACAACCACCAAGGUCGCAGGGGUAAUGGGGGAGAGGCGGAUGGAGGCAGGCUAAGCCCGGGAGGGGCUCAGAGCCCUGGGGAUGGGACCAUCCUGAGGGGGGAGGUGGAGAAGUUCCUGAACGGAGGCAACAUGAUCUCCUCCAGCCCUGAGGAACUGUGCACCUCCCUGUUUGAGAUGCUGGCCUCCACCAAGAGUGACGACGAGCUGCAGAAUGAGCUGUUUGAGCUGCUGGGCCCAGAGGGAUUUGAGAUAUUGAUCUCGUUCUCCUCCAGAGAAGUCUUCCAUCGUGGAUUCUCCCUCUCCAUCCCUGCAGACAGGAUCAACUACCCACCAGAUGGUAGCCGUAAAGGAAGUGGAGGAGAGGGGAGCAGCAAGCCCACGUACGGCUGUCAGGUGACCAUCCAGUCAGGGAAGGAGAAAGAGAUGAUGAAGAUGCACCGGAGGGAGGAGAAGAGGGAGAGGAAGAGGGGGGAGAGACGUUGGGAUGACACAGAAUCCUCUUCCGACCUCUACUUUGACCCCAAGGAGAUGAGAGCUCAGAGAGAGCAGGCCCUGCUGACAGCACGGCGGUCUCCAGUGCUGAGCAGAGAGAGGGUGUACGAACGCAUCCGCUACCCCAACGUCUAUGACUGCUACGCCGAGGCCACCAAGACCUCCGCCUUCGUAGGGGGAGCCAAGCUGAUGUUACCAGAGGGGAUAAAGAGAGAGAAUAAUAAGAUGUAUGAAGAGGUGGAGAUUCCUCCUAGUGAUCCCAUGCCCAUCGGCUUUGAGGAGAAACCCAUCUACAUCUCUGAACUGGACGAGAUUGGUCAGUUGGUGUUUAAGGGGAUGCAGCGUCUGAACAGGAUCCAGUCCAUAGUGUUUGAGACAGCCUACAAAACCAAUGAGAACCUGCUCAUCUGUGCCACCACUGGGGCCGGCAAGACCAACAUCGCCAUGCUGACAGUCCUCCAUGAGAUCAGACAGCACCUCCAACCUGGAGGGGUCAUCAAGAAGGAUGAGUUCAAGAUAGUGUAUGUAGCUCCUAUGAAGGCCCUGGCAGCAGAGAUGACUAACUACUUCAGUAAGCGGUUGGAGCCACUGGGCAUUGCUGUCAAAGAGCUCACUGGAGACAUGCAGCUAACCAAAGGGGAGAUCCUGCGUACACAGAUGCUGGUGACCACCCCUGAGAAGUGGGACGUGGUGACCAGGAAGAGCGUUGGGGACGUGGCCCUGUCCCAGAUUGUAAAGCUCCUCAUUCUGGACGAGGUGCAUCUGCUACACGAGGACAGAGGACCAGUUCUGGAGAGCCUGGUGGCCAGGACACUACGACAGGUUAGUACCUCUCUGUCUCAGCAUAAACUGACCUGUGUCUGUAUUCUCUGCGUCUUCCAGGUGAUGGUGUUUGUCCAUGCUCGUAAUGCCACGGUGAGGACAUCCAUGGGGCUGAUCGAGAUGGCUAAGAACCGUGGAGAGUCUUCCUUCUUCCAGCCAGACCAUGGACCGGACUACGGCCAGUGUGAGAAAUCAAUCCAGCGUUCCAGGAACAAGCAGAUGAAGGAGAUGUUCCCAGAUGGUUUUGGGAUCCACCACGCUGGGAUGCUGCGUGCUGACCGGAGCCUGAUGGAGAGCAUGUUCUCCAGGGGUUACCUCAAGGUUCUGUGCUGUACUGCCACACUGGCCUGGGGAGUCAACCUGCCUGCACACGCUGUCAUCAUCAAGGGCACCCAAAUCUACGAUGCUAAGCGUGGUACCCUGGUGGACCUGGGCAUCCUGGAUGUGAUGCAGAUCUUCGGGCGUGCCGGGCGGCCCCAGUUCGACAAGUACGGCGAGGGCACCAUCAUCACGGCACAUGACAAGCUGAGCCACUACCUCACCCUGCUCACCCAGCAGAACCCCAUAGAGAGCCAGUUCCUAGAGACCAUGGCUGACAACCUCAACGCUGAGGUAUCACUAGGGACUGUGACUAACGUGGAGGAAGCAGUGAGGUGGCUGAGUUACACCUACCUGUACAUCCGCAUGAGAGCCAACCCUCUGGCCUACGGGAUCAACCACAAGGCCUACCAGAUGGACCCAGGUCUGGAGCUGUAUCGUAAGGAACUGGUGGUGAUGGCAGCCAGGAAGCUGGACAAGGCCAGGAUGAUCCGCUUCGAGGAGAGGACAGGAUACUUCGCCUCCACUGACCUGGGCAGAACCGCCAGUCACUUCUACAUCAAAUACAACACCAUGGAGACGUUCAACGAGCUGUUCAACUCCCAGAAGACAGAGGCUGACAUCCUCAGCAUCGUCUCCAAGGCCGAGGAGUUUGAACAGGUCAAGGUGCGUGAUGAGGAGAUGGAGGAACUAGAGCAGAUGCUGUGUAACUACUGUGAGCUGCCUGCUGCAGGCGGAGUGGAGAACGGAUGCAAGUCAAACAUCCUACUGCAGACCUACAUCGGCCGGGGAGAGGUGGACAGCUUCUCCCUCAUCUCAGAUCUGUCCUACGUAGCACAGAACGCAGCUCGUAUCGUCAGGGCUCUGUUUGAGAUUGCUCUGAGGAAGCGCUGGCCUGCCAUGACCUACCGCCUGCUCAACCUGUGUAAAGUGAUAGACAAGCGUCUGUGGGGCUUCGCUCACCCCCUGAGACAGUUCUCCAUCCUGCCUCACAACGUGCUGGCCCGUCUGGAGGAGAAGAAACUCACUGUGGACAAACUGAAAGAUAUGCAGAAGGACGAGAUAGGUCACAUGCUCCACCACGUGAACAUCGGGUUGAAGGUGAAGCAGUGUGUCCACCAGAUCCCUUCCAUACUGAUGGAGGCCACCAUCCAACCAAUCACACGCACCGUGCUCAGGGUCCGCCUCCAGAUCACCCCCGACUUCCAGUGGCACGACCAGUGUCAUGGUUCAGUGGGUGAGCCCUGGUGGCUGUGGGUGGAGGACCCCAUCAACAAUCACAUCUACCAUUCAGAGUACCUGCUCCUACAGAAGAAACAGGUGGUGAGUGGGGAGCCCCAACAGGUGGUGUUCACCAUCCCUAUCUUUGAGCCCAUGCCUUCCCAGUACUACAUCAGAGCUGUGUCAGACCGCUGGCUGGGCUCAGAGGCUGUCUGCAUUAUCAACUUCCAACACCUCAUCCUGCCUGAGAGACAUCCCCCACAUACUGAGCUGCUGGACCUGCAGCCGUUACCCAUCACCGCCCUGGGGAACCCGGAGUACGAGAUUCUGUUCAAGUUCACCCACUUCAAUCCCAUCCAGACACAGAUCUUCCACACGCUCUACCACACCGACACCAACGUCCUGCUGGGGGCGCCAACGGGCUCCGGUAAAACCAUCGCAGCMGAGUUGGCCAUGUUCCGAGUCUUCAUCCAAUACCCUACCUCCAAGGUCUGUGGUGCCCCUCUGAAAGCUCUGGUCAGGGAGAGGAUUGAGGACUGGAAGAUCAGGAUAGARGAAAAGCUGGGGAAGAAGGUCGUGGAGCUGACAGGUGAUGUGACUCCAGACAUGCGGGCCAUCGCUGCGGCCGACCUGAUCGUGACCACGCCGGAGAAGUGGGACGGCGUGAGUCGCUCCUGGCAGAACCGCAGCUACGUCCAGAAAGUAGCCAUCCUCAUCAUCGAUGAGAUCCACCUGCUAGGGGAGGACAGAGGUCCUGUGCUGGAGGUCAUAGUGUCCAGGACCAACUUCAUCUCCUCCCACACCAACAAGACUGUCCGCGUGGUGGGCCUGUCCACGGCCCUGGCCAACGCACGAGACCUCGCCGACUGGCUAGGGAUUGGACAGGUGAGUGGUUUGUUUAACUUCCGGCCCUCUGUGCGUCCCGUCCCAUUGGAGGUUCACAUCCACGGCUUCCCAGGACAGCACUACUGCCCCCGCAUGGCCAGCAUGAACAAGCCUGUGUUCCAAGCGAUUCGCAGUCACUCUCCAGCCAAGCCUGUUCUGAUCUUUGUGUCGUCGCGGCGACAGACUCGUCUGACAGCUCUAGACCUGAUAGCCUUCCUGGCCACCGAGGACGACCCCAAACAGUGGCUGCACCAGGACGAGACUCAGAUGACAGACAUCAUCGCCACGGUGAGGGAGUCCAACCUGAAGCUGAUGGCGUUUGGUAUCGGCAUGCACCACGCUGGACUACACGAGAGAGACAGGAAGACUGUGGAGGAACUGUUUGUCAACUGCAAGAUUCCAGGUAGGACCCUGAUAGGUCCAGGUGGACCUGAAGGUCAGUUGUUCCAUUUUGACUGUGGUUACUGUAGUUGUGUUGUGGUCUCUCCAGACGUGCUGCAGAUGAUGGGCCGUGCAGGCCGCCCUCAGUAUGACGACCAGGGCAAAGCUGUGAUCCUGGUUCACGACAUCAAGAAAGACUUCUACAAGAAGUUCCUCUACGAACCCUUCCCUGUUGAGUCCAGUCUCCUGGGUGUGCUGUCAGACCAUCUGAAUGCUGAGAUCGCUGCAGGGACCAUCACCUCUAAACAGGAUGCUAUGGACUAUAUCACCUGGACGUAUUUCUUCCGCAGGCUGGUCAUGAACCCCAGUUACUACAGCCUGGAUGACAUCAGCCACGAGACCAUCAACAAGUACCUGUCCAACCUGGUGGAAAGGAGUCUCCGAGACCUAAUGAAGCGCAGAGAGCUACUGGCCGUCAAACGCAUCGGAUACUGCCGACACCGCAGCACCGUUUCCCUGGCCUUCUACACCCCCGAGAAGACCGGAAAGUGUAUCUACACGCUAUACUUGAUGAGUGACAGUUACCUGGGUCUGGACCAGCAGUAUGACCUCCACCUCAAUGUGACCCCUGCCUGCAUCGCUGCCCAGGUCAACAGUGAAGUCACUGAGGCCAUGGGAGGCAUGUCCGUCAAGUGAUACGUCAACAUGAUGACGUCAUCAUGAGUGACAUGAUGACAAUGACCGAAAUGAGCAUAUAAAAAUUACAAAAGACAAUGGCCAUGAGCGUCUUUAGAGGCCAAUGUUCGAUAUGUUUACACUGAUGAUGUGAUGGUUGUGAUUGUGUGACUGGAGGUUAGCCUUAAAGCAGGGAUGUCAAGCACAUUCCAUGGAGGGCCUAGUGUGUAUGGGUUUUUGGUUUUUCCUUUCAAUUAAGACCUUGACAACCAGGUGAAGGGAGUUCCUUACUAAUUAGUGGCCUUAACUUAUCAAUCAAGGACAAGGGAUGAGCCAAAAACCCUCAGCCACUCUGCCUUCUGUGGAAUGAGUUUGACACAUGUGCCUUAAAGGGUCCCAUGCCUGUCUGGUAAUAUAAAGGGAGGGAAUGAGGAUACAGGGUUAAGGAACUAGGGAGAGUCUGGUUCAUGGGCUAUGAGAAACUGUUUGGCCUAAUGGGACCCUGUACAAUGAUCGGUCAGUCAAUAGAAAUACUCAUGAAAGACGGGGCUGUCAAGUUACCUCAUCAACAUUGUGUAAUACAAUGAAUACCUAUUUUGUUGCAGUAUAUCAUAUCAUUCCCCAGUCAUAUUAUGUAAAUUAUAUUUCCAAGCAUUGGCCUACUAUCUAAAACUCCCCAAAUCCACCA
Molecule: messenger RNA, 6391 nt
Organism: Salvelinus sp. IW2-2015
Lineage: Eukaryota; Metazoa; Chordata; Actinopteri; Salmoniformes; Salmonidae
Source: RefSeq, a predicted model, not a curated record